AUGAGAGAAUACUUCCUUAAUCGGCGGAAAUUUGGUAUGUUGCAUUUUAAAUGGAUCAAAUUUGAUAAUGUUGAUAUUAAUGGUUAGAACUUAAAUGAAGCUUAAUUGUUAAAUUGUAAAUGGAAAAAUAUCAAAAUACAUGAUUUAAAAAAUUAGAUGGUCAUUCAAGUGAAGUUACUUCAUUCAAUUUAUCUCAUUAGCAUUUGGGAUGUUGAAAUAAGGUGGAUGGAUUGA
Messenger RNA from Paramecium tetraurelia, 234 nucleotides. RefSeq lists its product as uncharacterized. The record is from RefSeq and is a predicted model, not a curated record. Lineage: Eukaryota; Ciliophora; Oligohymenophorea; Peniculida; Parameciidae. The transcript has a single exon.